AGAUUAUUAGUGACGGUAUGCUUAUUUCAGACGUUUGAAUGUUUUAACAAUUUUUUUCAACUGCGUCAUUUUCACGUUCUGCUUGGUUGCUGUACGCAAAGCACGGUAGCUGCAACUUUUAUGGUUUUAACAAAUCACGCAAAAAGAGAAAAUAUUCAAAAUUUUGCAAGGUUUGUUUGUGGCAGAGAAAUUAACAAUUCGGCGGCUGAAUUUAUUUACCAAUCAGCGUGACAUUUUCACUGCGAUGUUAAAUAUGAGAGUAAUGUCCGAUUAUUUACUCAAGUUUUGAAGUAAAUAUUCUAGAACUUGAAGCUAAUCGAAUUAUAACUUAACGUCAUUUGAUCAUUUUCGAAUCAUCAAAAUUAUUACAAUUAACGAACGAGCUAAGUUAAUUUGAAGAAUAAAUAUAACCCUACUAUUGAGAGAAACGAAGACUCAUAGAAGAUUUAGAUCAUUUAGUUUUCCAAAAAAAUAGUUUCCGUUGUUGUCAGAUUGGCUCUGUCGUAAUAACAGCCAAAUUAGCGACAAUCUACCCCAAAAAUUUAUCUCGAAUAUUCGGUUUUUGAAUAUCAAUUACAACGUCUAAGUUUGUGCGGAAGAAACGAACGAGCUUUAUGCUCAAGCGAAUGGGAAGAAGAUACAUAUCAACCAUGCAUGCUCUUCGAAAAUGGGUGAAAAAACCCAAUAAAACAGACACAAGACUCCUAGCUCAGUUCUACUAUGCAGACGAGGAACUGAUUCGAGUCACACACGAGUUAGACAGCUUCGACGGCCGAAGCGAACCAGAGCGGUGCUCACAGCUAAUCGCCGACUUGAAAUUAGCCCAGGAAAAAGUGAUAGGACUUAUUGAAGAAAUCAAAAACGUAAUAGCCCCUGGUUGCGACGAUACUACUCGCGAGUUCCGAGUCAAGUUUCCAGACGACAUUUUACAAGAUAAUUUAGCCGGACAGCUCUGGUUCGGAGCUGAAUGUCUAUGUGCUGGCUCGACUAUAGUUAAUCGUGAACAAGAAAGUAUUCAGCUCAGACCCUUGGCCAAACAAGUAGUAAAAAGUUUGAGCAAACUUAGAACAGCGCUUCGUGAACAAGCGUUGAAAAAUCUGAAUGUCUAUCCCAGUUCGAUCAAAGACGCGAUGGUCAGUUUCGACGAGAUUUUUGCUCAGUUUGAGUUCGAAUACGUGAGUGUCUUAUCGCGAGUUAGAUCGGUGGAUGAUCACGACAAAAUGUUAGAAAUAUCGGUUCUCUUCUGUGAAACAGUCGAAAGAGCAAUUGAAAAACAUUUGCUGAAGUAUGAAAUGAUCGAGGAUUAUGAUCCCGAUUUGAUGAUUUCGAUUCCGCGUCUGGCCAUCAUAUGCGGAGUGCUGAUUUUUCCGGACGGGCCUCUGGACUUGACUAAGGGUCCAGAAGGUCUACCUCAGAUGUUCAAGCCUUUUUACAAACUACUUCGCAAAAUCAGAGAUCUUUUGUUCACACUUUCAGAAGAUGAGCUUUUUAUUCUCGAGAAAACUUUGUGCUCUGAGGAAAAUUUUGACGAAGUUGUUUUGGCGGCAGAAGAAGUUUUGAAGGGUUCAAAUUACGAGCGAAAAGACCAUUCAAAAAGUCGAGAGCGAGGUCGCAGUCGAAGAUUCGGAACAUUGUUACCUGAGCAUAUAUUCAUGCCUAAUAGCACCUACCAGGCGAAUCUAGCUUCAGUGGAGACGAAUAUUCGGGAUAUCCAGAAAAAGAUAUCAAAUGGAACCGAUUGCGGGAGCUCAGAAAAUGGCGAGAAUAGACGAGGUAGCGGCGUUAUUAAUGUUAAUAAUCAGAACUUGACCAUUAUAACUGAGGUAGAGGUUCAUAAUAACUCUUUUGGAGAUGAAAAUAACGAGUCGGGUUCACGUUCAGUUUCUCCUAGUGAUACACCUGCAGCUAUUUUGCAGACCUCUCAAUCAAAUAGUAGAAAUAGUACAGAUGUGAAACUCUCGGAGCACGGAGCUCCUGUUUCGCCGAAUGUCUCAAACAGUUCUUCAGAUACCAGUUCUCUGUCCCGGGUUCAAAACCCAGUGGGACGGGAUCCUGGACCACCCGACUACCCUCCCCCUCCCUACUCGAGCGCCGAAGAGGACGGAUACGAUUCAUCUAACGAGGGCGAUUCAAGUGCCUCGAAUACCGCAACCAGGAGAGACCAGACAUCCCCUUCUAGCGCUCGAGCAUCCGUGAAUCAACAAAUUAACUCGCAAUUAGAAAACGAAAUCACUGGGAUUAGAACCUCUGACAACUGGCCUGCAUCAUCGAGGAGUCGGGGCAGCACAAUCACAGCUCCAUCGAACCAAUUUGGAUCAGAUGUUGUUGUGAGGUCUGGAGUCAUUUCUUCGAGUUCAGAUGUGCAUGAUCAAUAUACAGAACCAUUAGACUCAAUUCCACAACCUAUCAGUCCGUUUAUUGAGUCGGUGGAAAAUCUGACCGCGUUCGACAACGCAGUGAUGCAAAGGUUGCUCAUGACCCCAGAACCCGAGAUUGCUCAAGUAGACUACCAGCCGGAACGAGGAGAAGAUUCCAGUAGGGGAGUCCGGAAACAGACCUCGACUACGAGUGGGAACCAAGACGAGAGCGGAUCUUCGACAUCUACUCUUUACAGAGAUUCCCUGUUCAAAGAUUCGAGUAGCGAAACCGAGUCUGAAGGUCUAAUCCCUCAGAAACUUCACCUUCUGAGGUCGAAGUUCAAAUGCACACGUGACCUAAUUCACACUUUGUUCGUCUGCAUUUCGGGUGUAGCUGACCAGUUGCAAAGUAACUACGCCAAUGAUUUAAGACAGACGCUGAAAAGUGUCUUUAUUUCCAUGUCUUCGAGUGGAGACAAGAGCGUAGAAGAGAUUCAGAAUGAUAUAACGAAAGGGUGGCUGACCAGCAAGCACUACAUUACACUGAAGCAACACGAGGAACCCCCGCCCUGGACCGAUGAUGCGGAGUGCACGUGUUGCUCGGGUUGCAGCACCUGUUUUAACUUCUUCAAAAGAAGACACCAUUGCAGGCUUUGUGGCAAAAUAUUCUGCUCCACCUGCGCGUCUAAUUUUGUGCCCCUGCCAAGGUAUGGACUAUUGUCGCCCGUGAGAGUGUGCACCGCCUGCAUUGAGACGGCAAUUGACAGACUAGUUUAGAGGAGACAUCCAAACUUUUUUGAACUUAAAACUUUCUUUGAAUGCCAUUUUCCCUUUUUGGCGUACUUAAUUUAACUGCUAGUAGUGUUACAGUGCUAUUUUUAUAAACCAGCUGAUGAAUAUAUACGAGCAACUCUGUAAAACAGCCGAAUAUGUUACGAUGUUUCGUUAUUUUUAUGCAAUAGUUAUGUAACAGUUAUGUUGUUACGUGAAAGUGUUUGGAAGUCAUUGGCGUAAUAUGUCCGGCUGUUUUAUAUACUGAGCCCACCUUUAUUUCGCUUUUGGAUCGGCUGGUUCUUGACCGCUAAAUGUUAGUUUUUAGGAACGUUCUAAAUUAAUAUGCCUUGAUUCUCAAAUGGAAGAAAACUAAGUUAACUAAUUAACAAAAAAUUCUUCUUUUUACUCCCAGUUAAAUGGCAUUUCUGUUCAUAUUUAAGUGGCGGUUAUCUAGUCAAUUUUUCAAGGUUUAUUACGAAAAUGAGUUGAAGUAAUUUCGAAAUUUAAGCUCAACAAAUCGAGGUAAUAAAGCUUGAUGUGUGAUGGCUAAUUUUGUUUGCUAUUUAAUCAACAAAAAUACUGUACAAUAUUGACAUUUUUUAUGGUGCUGCUUAGUAUAUUUAGUCUCUUCUAAUCUGCCUGUUUUCCUUUUGGGUCAGUUUUGGACGAGUUAAGUUUCUGAUAAAAUUGCUGGUAAUCAUGGCUGAUGGGUUAUAAUGGGUCAUAAUUCUGGCCAAAUGUUUCCAAAAGGUCCUUUUGGUACUGUUCAGCGACAUCCAUUUUAGGUUGACUAGCCCUAGAAUUUUUAAGAAGCCCUUGGCGCCAAUAUACACCAACUUUGAGGAGAGCAUUCCUCGAAAAACAAUUUUUUGAACAAAACCUUCUAAAGUCCCUGAUAACGUUAUUGUUGGCCUGUUUUUUUUUUAAAUUUCGACUGCGGCCUAAAAAUUAUUGGAAAAAUGGGGUUUGCUAUACAGGGUUUUCAUAGGGUUUUAAGAGAACUGAGAAAAACAAUUUGGUCGACCAGUCUGUAAAAAAAGUAAAAAAAAAAAAACAUUUUUCGGCAACUUUUUUUCGACAAGCAUGUUUUUUGACAAACAUAUUCAAACGUUCUUUGACAAAAAAAAUCCAGAGACCCUGCACCCCCCAGUUGAACGAAAAAGUAGAUCUCAACCGUUAAUCAGUACACAAAAAUUCAGAGCGUCCUUCAUUUAAUAAAGACUAAUCAGAAACCAUACUUUGCCUUGGCUAGGGUCAAAUUGCUUUGAAAAUAAACAAAAGUUUAACCUUCAGUACUUGGUCAAAGAGUUGUAUGAUAUUCAAAUCAGUUGGUUCAUGAUACUAAAAACAUAGUUAAAUCCAUUAGUUACUUACUUUUAAUAAUGCGAUUUAAAUUCUUGGAAUGAUUUAAUAAUCUUUCCUAAUCCAAUAGAAGAGAGAAGGCGUGUUGAGUAGGUUUAAUUGUAGGAUAAACUUCGUCAGAGAUUGAUUUUUGUGCAAAGUAAUUUCAAAGUUGACCCGAAGAUUCCUGACCUUGAAUGAACAAUUUGGUGGAGCAAAUUUCUUUACAUCAUCCGAUCGUGUUGUAGAAACUCUUGAAAAUGUUCUUGAUGUACAUAUAAUAGCAAGUAUGCCCUUCGAUGUCCCUUACCCCAACUCUAGAUUAAUUGAAGCAGAUUAGAUCCAAUUGGUUCAUAAUUCAAGUUUUUCUCUUU
This is a messenger RNA of Symsagittifera roscoffensis, 4846 nucleotides long. RefSeq names its product lateral signaling target protein 2-like. Lineage: Eukaryota; Metazoa; Xenacoelomorpha; Acoela; Convolutidae. Gene Ontology annotation, molecular function: metal ion binding. The transcript has a single exon. The coding region runs from base 615 to 3134 and encodes 839 amino acids. The record is from RefSeq and is a predicted model, not a curated record. Gene Ontology annotation, cellular component: early endosome membrane.